Sporothrix brasiliensis 5110 is the source of this 2592-nucleotide messenger RNA. RefSeq names its product repressor protein. Lineage: Eukaryota; Fungi; Ascomycota; Sordariomycetes; Ophiostomatales; Ophiostomataceae. Bases 1 to 2592 code for a protein of 863 amino acids. Gene Ontology annotation, biological process: chorismate biosynthetic process. Gene Ontology annotation, molecular function: shikimate 3-dehydrogenase (NADP+) activity; 3-phosphoshikimate 1-carboxyvinyltransferase activity; 3-dehydroquinate dehydratase activity. The record is from RefSeq and is a predicted model, not a curated record. The transcript has 2 exons.
AUGGCGGUGCCUCUUUCGACCCCGCCGCCCAAUAAGCGGCUUUUCGAUCCGGAUGCCACUAUUGUGCUGGUCGGCUGCCGCGGUGCUGGUAAGCGGACGCUUGGCUUCAUCGGGGCCAUGCACCUGCGGCGACGGCUCAUCACCGAGGACCACUACUUUGAGCAGGUCACGGGUGUCUCGCGCGGCCAUUUUCUGGCCCGCCACGGCGGCGAGGCCUUUGCGCAGCGCAAUGCAGAGGUGUUCCGGCAGAUGCUCGACGCCAACCCCCGACGAUGCAUCAUCGAGUGUGGUAUGAGCAGUCUGGCCAAGGACGCGCAAGUCGCAUUGCGCGCAUACGGCGAAACACAUCCCAUCAUCUACGUGCACCGGGAGCGCGAACAGAUCCUGCGGUUUCUCGACGCGGCCGACGCAGACCAGCUCCUUCGCGCCGACCAGAGCCACCGCCAAUGCGCCAACCUCGAGUACUACAACCUUUACGAUCCGUACCGUGGCCGGUCUUCGACGACCGGCAGCAAUGGCGAAUCUGGCGAAUCUGCCGUGAACACCAGUGGCACGAACAGCCCUUGGGACCCAUAUCAGCCAAACAGCAACGGUAGUGGUGCUGUGAGCGGCAAGAACAGCCCGCUCGCCGGUUCAUCGUCACGUCUAUUCUACGCCAAGGAAGACUUCACGCGCUUCCUCGACUUGCUCCAGGAGCAGCCCUGGCGAAAACAAUGGGCUGAGAGCCCAUUUUCGAUUAAUGCACUCCCACCCGAAUUCCGCGCCUACUCCUACACACUACGCCUCCGGCUGUCCGACCUACUCGACAUGGAUAUGGAAUGGGAGGAAUUCGAAGCUCGCGGCGACUGCGUGGAGCUGAUCAUUGACCAUUGGCCAGAUGAUUUGCUGAGUGUCAUUGCCCGGCAAGUCGCUCUGAUUCGCCGUAAGCUUGCCGUUCCUAUCAUCUACAAUGUCGAAGAGAAGCCGCGCGAGGAGCGCAGCAGGCCGCCGGAGGAGCGUGACCGUGUAGACACGGAGCUGCUCGAGCUCGGCCUCCGGCUCAAUGUCGAGUACCUCAGUCUUGACCUUCAACGAAACAACGACCUUGUACAACACGUUCUUGCCCGGCGGGGCCGCACAAGCAUCAUCGGCAACUUCUGGUACCCAGGUCUGACAUCCCCACAAUGGUCAUCGUUCAGCCUCGUCCAGGACUACGAACGGGCCAAGCGUCUGAACUGUAACGUCGUGCGCAUUGUACGCUUCUGUACGGGCGGCGGCUCGCCGGACGAACCCCUCGCAUUCAAGAGCCGGAUUGCUCAAACAGUGCCCAAUCCUAAACCGCCACUCGUGGCGUACGACUACUCCUUGCUUGGUGUUCGCUUGCCGCUGCAGGGCCGCAUUCUUAACCCGGUCAAACAUCCCAAUCUGCCGAACCGCCGCGAUCACUUGGCGUCUGUCGCAACCAACCAGUCGGCCAUGCUAAUGCAGUUUCAACUUGGCAAAGCGGACGCGCUCAAUUUUUACACCAUCGGCUCUCAUAUCGCCUACUCCAUCACACCGGCACUACACACUGCGGCGUAUUCGUUCUGGAGCAUGUCUCACAAGUUUCAAGCUGUCGAGUGUAGCACGAUUGAUGACCUAAAGAACUUGUUUUUGUCAAUGACGAGCAGCGGCAACAGCACCUUCGGCGGUGCAACACUGGCCUCGCCGUUCAAGAUUACAAUUCGGCCGUAUCUCAAGCUGGAGAGCAAGCACGCGUCCGCCAUUGGCGCUGUAAACGUCAUUCUGCCCAUGCGUGGCCACAGCGACGCCGUCAUCGAUCACGUCAAAGCGCGCAACAAGGCCGGCGCAUGCAACGAGUUUUACGGCGACAACACCGACUGGAGCUCCAUGUACAAGUGCAUCCAGCGCGCUCUGAGCCCGCGCAACGUGGUACAACCGUCCCGGACGACGGCCCUCGUCAUUGGUGCAGGAGGCAUGGCACGUGCCGCCAUCUAUGCGCUCAUCCGGCUUGGCUGCCGGCAUAUUUUUAUUUACAACCGGACGCCCCAAAACGCGGUCGAUGUGGCCACGCACUUUGACAACUGGGCGCAGAACCAGGGCCAGAACCAGCCGCUACAAGCCGCCACGAAUGGCACAUCCGGUACCGGUAGCAGCAAGCUGUGCCAUGUCCUGACCUCGAAAUCCGACCCCUGGCCCGCCGAGUUCCAACAGCCGACUAUGAUUGUCUCGUGUGUGCCGGUUGUCAACACCGACGGAAGUCCAGCAGCUGGGUUCGAAAUGCCGCGCCAGUGGCUCAACAGCCCGACAGGUGGUGUCGUUGUUGAGCUCGCUUAUGAACCACUUAUUACGCCUCUUGUGGCACAAAUACAAAACCUCCGUGACACGGUCAACCCGGCGUGGGUCAUUGUGGACGGCCUCGAGGUCGUCAGCGAGAUGGCCAUUGAAGCGUUUGAGCUGAUGACGGACCGAACCGCGCCGAAGCGACUGAUGCGGUCUGUUUGCCGGCAAGCAUGGGACCAGCAGCGGCGUGGCAUGUCGGCGUCUGCGUCAGCGUCGUCGUAUACACUCUCUGCACCAACCACAGUAGAUACCAUGAUGGAUGGGUCGUGA